AUGGAUACCACGGUUGCUCGAGCGGCUUGGAUAAAGCUCGAAAAGAUUUUCUUGAGCAAUAAAAAGGCUCGUGCUGGGGCGCUUGAGACAAAGUUUUGCAAUCUUACGUUGACCGCUUGCUCUUCGGUUGAUGAUUACUGCCAACAACUAUCCGAUUUAGCAAGUCAAUUGGCUGAUGUUGAUCAGACCGUUUCUGAAUCAAGACUUGUUCUUCAGCUUGUUCCGGGUUUUCCGGCAGAAUACAACACCACUGCAUCUGUAAUUAACCAGCAGGGUGUCGAUUGGGACCAGGCGAUAGCAAUGCUUAAUGAUGAAGUCAUACGGAUGGAGGCUCAAAAGGGCUCCCACAACACUGUACUUGCGGCUGCUGCAGCGCCGCCACCGUCUCGAGCCGCUUCUGCAAAUUCGAACCACCAAUCAGAGGGUUCUUAUUCCUCCACAAAUAGACGGGGCAGCAGGGGACGCAGUGACGCUUCCAAUCGUCGUGGCAGAGGCAGAGGACGGUCUCAGCAGCAGUCCCCAUGGACCGCAUAUCAGGGACAACCGAAUUGCUUCCCAAAUUGGGCCUGGUGGACACCUCCUCCAUGCCCGUACCCGACUCAGCAGCAAUGGAACCCUAAUAAACAAUCUGAUCAGCAGUCCACUCCUCAAGUGCAGUACACCGGCUUCUCUCUGCCUCAAUACGCUCCACCCGGUUUCACCCAGCAACGUAUAAUCCUCUUUGUCCAUCUGAUUUGA
Helianthus annuus (common sunflower) is the source of this 738-nucleotide messenger RNA. RefSeq lists its product as uncharacterized. The record is from RefSeq and is a predicted model, not a curated record. Lineage: Eukaryota; Viridiplantae; Streptophyta; Magnoliopsida; Asterales; Asteraceae. The transcript has a single exon. Bases 1 to 738 code for a protein of 245 amino acids.